Molecule: messenger RNA, 1245 nt
Organism: Abrus precatorius (Indian licorice)
Lineage: Eukaryota; Viridiplantae; Streptophyta; Magnoliopsida; Fabales; Fabaceae
Product: E3 ubiquitin-protein ligase PUB23-like
Exons: 1
Coding region: 1-1245 (414 amino acids)
Biological process (GO): protein ubiquitination
Molecular function (GO): ubiquitin protein ligase activity
Source: RefSeq, a predicted model, not a curated record
AUGGCUGAAAUUGAAAUUCCUCAAUAUUUUGUGUGUCCCAUUUCGUUUCAGAUCAUGAAGGACCCAGUGACAGCUAUGACGGGCAUAACAUACGACAGAGAAAGCAUAGAGCGAUGGUUGCUGAAGGCCAAAGAUUGUGUGUGCCCAGUUACCAAACAACCGUUGCCAAGAAGCUCUCAAUACUUAACCCCUAACCACACACUUAGAAGGCUAAUCCAAGCAUGGUGUUCAUCAAACACAGCCAAUGGUGUUGAUCAAAUCCCAACUCCAAAAACCCCUUUAAACAAUAUCCAACUUCAGAAGCUUGUGAAGGAUCUUGAGGUUCCUCAUUGUUACCAAACAUCGUUGGAGAAGUUGCAUGCCCUUGCUACAGAAAGCGAGAGGAACAGAACGUGCAUGAAUGAGGAAGGGGUAGCCAAGGCCAUGGUGAAGGUGAUUAACAAGAAUUUCAAAGAAGGGAACACCACUUGCAUAGAAGAAGCUAUGAGAAUUGUUCAUCUUCUUUGGAAUAACCAAGCCAUGAGGAUGAUGACCAACAACAACAUGAAAAAUCUUGUUGGAGAAAACUUGGACUUCAUCAACUCUUUGACUUGGGUUUUGAAGCUUCAUUUAAAUAACAACAUCAAGUUGGUAAAUGAAGCAGUGCCCCUUUUGAAGUUGACCAUUGAGGUUGCUGAUUCAACCUUGUUAGGGAGUUUAAGCCUUGAAUUCUUCAAAGAAAUUGUUAAGGUAUUAAAAAAGAGAGCACUCUCUCAACAAGCUAUUAAGUCUGCUUUGCAUGUGCUCAUAGGAACUAGUUCUUUGGGUAGAAACAGAAUGAAGAUUGUUGAAGCAGGUGCAGUUUUGGAACUCAUAGAGCUUGAUCUUGAAAAGCCAGAGAAGAACAUAACAGAACUCAUAUUCAACCUUUUGGCACAUCUUUGUUCUUGUGCUGAUGGAAGAGAGCAAUUUCUAAGACAUGCUGCGGGUAUAGCAUUGGUUUCAAAGAGGGUUUUGAGGGUUUCUGCUGCAACUGAUGAUAGAGCAAUUCAUAUAUUUUCAGUGAUUGCAAGGUUUUCAGCAUCAAAUGAGGUUGUUCUAGAGAUGUUGAGGGUCGGAGCCGUGUCAAAGCUUUGCAUGGUGAUGCAAGCAGAUUGUGCUUCGUAUUUGAAAGAGAAAGCAAGGGACAUCCUUAGGUUACACUCCAAAGCUUGGAAUAAUUCUCCUUGCAUACAAGUGUAUUUGUUAACUAGGCACCAAAGGUGA